Molecule: messenger RNA, 669 nt
Organism: Phyllotreta striolata
Lineage: Eukaryota; Metazoa; Arthropoda; Insecta; Coleoptera; Chrysomelidae
Source: the annotation of a GenBank genome assembly
AUGGAAGAAAACAAUAAUUGGAACAACAUGUCGCGAGCAGCGCCCAGCAGAGCGAAAAGGGGCGAUUCGGCGCGAUCGAACUACCACAGAAACCGGCCUUCCAGAGUAAAUCCGGUGAACGCGGCCCGAAGUCAAGCCUACAUCGACGAUAUCACCUUCAACGCGAUGAUAACCAGCGGCAUGAUGGGAGUCCUAGCACCGGUACAUUUCACCCAGUUUAGGGUGCCCGUGAGGCAGACCAGCGAGCCGAAUCAAAACGAUGUACCGGGGGCGCAGCAAAUCGACUACAGAUUGGGGUGGAUACCAAAAAACCUCAACUUAUCCAGCAUAUCGAAUAACGAAAAGGGCAAAGCGGGACCUUCGAAAUUCAAAAGCACAGAUAAGGAAUUGUUGGCGGAGCUUUUGAAGGACGAAGGGCCGCCGAAGAAGGAUUCGAGAUUUCUGUUGCCGAAAUUAAACGUGGAAGAGAGCGAUAAAGCGGACGAGAAUGUCAGAACGAAGAAAAAGGAAACGGUAAUGCAAUGGUUCGACAAAGUGGUGGAGAGCGAGCUUUCGAAACGGAAAAAUCCAAUUUCGUCCGAUUUCCCGGGAAAAUUUAAAUCGAAUGCAGGCAAAAUAUCGAGUAAGAUAGACGUUACUAAAAAGGAAUCCACGAAAGGUAUCGAUUGA